CGAACUCAAGAGUAUUUAAGGGACAUCUACAUGAUGUCUUCCCAGAAAACAAUUCCGUUUUCAUACCCUGACCUCUCUUCCGAAUUUCAGGAUGAGAGCAAUGUGGUUUUUACCCGCUUCGCUCUUUUAUGUGCUUCUGUUUUUCUCGUUAUCUGUUUAUUCGGAAACGUUUCCCCCUUCACAGAGCCUUCGUUCUCGGAAAACUAAUUCCUAUUCCACGUCUACGGUUACGCUUGCAACUGCAUCUGACCUCGGAAUAUUACGCCAGGGGCGUAUAGAUGCUAUCAUCGGCUCUCAGAAAAAUGUCCAUAUUCCAUUGUGGCUCUCGUUGCUCGGAGAAGAUGGGAAGUUCUCUGACGUCAACUAUGCUACUGGAUGUGCUGCACAACGUGCAAAUUGGCCCGCCCAAGACCAUUGGACCCGCUUAGUUAGCAUGGCAAGCGCCUGGCACGGUGGCCUCCCAAACACAGACGAAUAUGUCAGAAACGCGACUCUUGCUUCCAUCAUCUCUAUAUCUAUGAACUGGUGGUUCAAUCGCGACUUUCAGAAUCCGGCCUGCUUGACUGAGGGUGGAACAUCGUCUUGUCCAUGCGAUUCCAAUGAUCAGACCCUGUGGAACACUAACUGGUUUAGCAAUGUCAUUGGAACGCCGAUGCAGGUUGCAGCGACGUGUUUAUUGAUGGAGGACGCUUUGGCACCCUCCCAGAUUAGCAAUUGCACUCAUAUGACCGCUCGUUCAUAUGGCACAUUCCAGGGAGACUUCAGCUUUCUGGCAGGAGCCAAUAUUCUUGACAUUGCUAAAAUUGGCAUCGAUAAUGGGGUCCUCAACCAAGAUGUUAGCUUGAUUACGGACGCAUACCAAAGAAUACACAACGAAGUACAGAUUCAACCUGGUAUAAGGGUUGACGGCAUCAAAGCUGAUGGUAGUUUUGGACAACACACCGGUUUACUUUACAACGGAAACUACGGAAAAGACUAUACCAAUGAUGUCCUUGACCUGGAAGUCGCUGCUGCUGGAACUCAGUUUGCAGCGAAUGCGACUUCCAAGAGUGCCAUGGAACUGCUUGUUGACGGCGAUUCAUGGAUGAUCUAUCGCAAUACACAGACAGGGACUUUACAUUGGGACUUCUCAGCACUUGGGCGAUUCAUUAGCUUUCCCGUCGUGGAUUCUCAAGCGACUGCAAGCAUCAAUCUCAACCUUACCAAAAUCGGUCAACUGGGAGAGCAAUGGCAAUCUGAUACCCUGACACACUUUUCACAAUUAUCUCAAAAUACCUCAGGUGUCAAUGCUGGGCAGCUCGUUGGAAAUAGACAUUUUUACGCCAAUGAUUAUAUUGUACACAGAGGAAGUAAUUAUGUCUCGACGGUGAAGAUGUUCUCAAAGCGGACCACGAACACCGAGUGUACGAACUCGCAGAAUCCUCUGGGUUUCCACUUGGCGGAUGGUGCUCAGUACAACUACAUUGUUGGUGACGAGUACGAAGACAUAGCUGCUUCAUGGGACUGGAAUCUUAUUCCAGGAAUCACGACCGAUUACGCGGCCACACCUCUCAAUUGCGGAAAAGCUGGGGCUCAUGGCAUAGAAAGUUUCGUUGGCGGGGCCUCCACUGGUACAACUGGUCUCGCUGCAAUGCGCUACACCAACCCUAAUACCAAAUCGCUACACUUCCAGAAGGCAUGGUUCUUCCUAGGUGAUAACGUGCAAUAUGUCAUGGUUUCGAACAUAAGUUCGACCACAACGGCUGAUGUGUAUUCUGUUCUCGACCAAAGGCGUCAUACUGGUCCCAUAUUGGUCGACGCCGAAGAAGUCAGGUUGGAGGAGAAUAAAGUAACCAAUUUCACCAACGUCAGCACGUUAUGGCACGGCGGGGUCGGUUACAGCUUCGAGACCAAUGAUGCGGCCACAUUGUCCUUAAAUGUUGGACCGAAGACGGGGAACUGGUCUGGUAUUGGCAUCUCCACACAGCCUCCUACGACCGUCGAUCUAUACGCUGCAUGGCUUCACCACAAAACGAUAGCCUCCUCGAUCGCGUAUUCUACAUUCCCCGGAACAGCAAGCGUGGAUGAAUUUAUGCAGAGAAAAAACACUGCACAGCUGCAUGCCGUCCAGAAUGACGGAACCGUAUCAGCUUUAUUUGAUAAGUCAUCGCAGACUAUCAUGGUUGUGUACUGGGCAACAAAUGGUGGUUGUGUUGUCGUGAGCGACGCGGCUGUCACCAUUUGUUCGAGCUCCAACGCUGCUGUCAUUUAUGAUAUCGACAGUAAUGCCGUUGUUGUUUCGGAUCCUUCGCAGACUCUGUCCUCGGUGGACCUCAAGCUCACGACUUCUAAGGGUGUUAUGGCAAUCUCUGUCACUCUUCCAACGGGGGGAGAAGCAGGGAAGAGCACAUCUCAGAUAGUUGUAUAG
Messenger RNA from Marasmius oreades (fairy-ring Marasmius), 2407 nucleotides. RefSeq lists its product as uncharacterized. Gene Ontology annotation, molecular function: lyase activity; carbohydrate binding. Bases 92 to 2407 code for a protein of 771 amino acids. Gene Ontology annotation, biological process: carbohydrate metabolic process. Gene Ontology annotation, cellular component: extracellular region. The record is from RefSeq and is a predicted model, not a curated record. The transcript has 10 exons. NCBI's taxonomy places the organism in Eukaryota, Fungi, Basidiomycota, Agaricomycetes, Agaricales, Marasmiaceae.